UGUCGAUUAUUGCAGUUUUUUGCACAGUGAAGAGAAAAGAUAAAGGAAAACUUAAAUUAAAAAGCGAGAAAGAGAGACAAACAGCAGAGAAAAGCCGGAGAAGCAGAUAGAGAGAGAGAUAGUACCCUUCUUUCUCUGCUUUUCUAGUUCUCUUAUCUUCUUACUUUCUUCGGCUCUCUGUGGAUCAACAGAGUAGCAGAGCUUGUUCAUUGGUGUGGAAGAUGGUUAAACCCAAUGAGAAAGAGAAGAAGAUGGUUCUGGGUGUGGUGUGGAACUGUGCGACAGAGCUUAAGCUUCUCUUAACGGCUCUUUUGAUUCUAGCUGGCAUUGCCACUCUGAUCCAAGUCUUGCCUUCUUCCCCUUUCACCAUUACUACUUCUGAUCUCCGUCUCUGUAUUUCCAGAAUCUCGUCUCCCAUCCCUGCCGUUGCCCCUCCAAACAUCUCCCAAACCCCACCACUAUCCGAGCCGCCCCUCUUGCAACCGUUGCCAACUCCGUCACCAAUUCCGUCGCCACCGUCUGUUGAAAGAGAUCAGGUUCUCGAGAACGGAAUCUUAAAGCGAGCCUUCAAUGGGUACGGUUCGGCCGCCUACAAUUUUAUCACCAUGGGAGCUUACAGAGGCGGACUCAACACUUUUGCCGUUGUGGGUCUCUCCUCCAAGCCUAUCCAUGUGUACAGCAGACCCAGUUACCAAUGCGAGUGGGUCUCUGGCUCCAAUUCUUCCUCCUCUGUCACCACUAUUGGUAAGAAGUUCCUUACAGAUUGGGGGUAUGGUCGUGUCUACACCGUUGUUGUUGUGAACUGCACUUUUGAGCAGCAAAUCAACGGGGACAACUCCGGUGGGAAGCUUAUUCUCCACGCCUCCACUUCCGGAGGCGGAGACACCAAGUUUAACCUCACCGACAGAUUUGAAGUUCUUGAAGAAGCACCCGGUGGCCUAGACGUGUCGAUUUUUACAUCCACGCCGAAGUACGAUUACUUUUAUUGUGGAUCGUCUUUGUAUGGCAAUUUGAGCCCUCAGAGAGUGAGGGAGUGGAUAGUGUACCACGUGAGGCUGUUCGGUGCGAAAUCCCACUUCGUAAUACACGACGCCGGAGGGAUUCACGAGGAAGUUAUGGAGGUGUUGAAGCCAUGGAUGGAGCUGGGGUAUGUCACUGUGCAGGAUAUAAGGGAACAGGAGAGGUUUGAUGGGUAUUAUCACAAUCAAUUCAUGGUGGUGAACGAUUGUUUACACAGAUACAGAUUUAUGGCGAAGUGGAUGUUCUUCUUUGAUGUUGAUGAGUAUAUUUAUAUACCGAAGAAUACCCUCAAGUCGGUGCUCGAUUCUCUGUCGGAGUAUUCUCAAUUCACCAUUGAACAGAUGCCCAUGAACAGCAAGCUCUGCCUCACUGCUGAUAACCACAAAUUGCACAGGAAAUGGGGAUUUGAGAAGCUUGUAUAUAGAGAUGUGAAGAAAGGCAUUAGAAGGGAUCGCAAAUACGCAAUUCAACCUCGCAGUGUCUUUGCCACUGGAGUGCACAUGUCACAGAACCUAGAUGGCAAGACAACACACCAGACAGAGAGCAAAAUCAAAUAUUACCAUUACCAUGGAACCAUUGCACAAAGGCGUGAGCCAUGCCGGAACCUGUUGAAUGUGACAGAGCUAGAGUUUGAAAGGAACCCCUAUGUUCUGGACACCACAUUGAGGGAUAUUUCCUGGGGUAUCAAGAAAUUUGAGGGCAAAAUGAUUGGAUCUAGAUUACAGAAUACCCGGCAAUGACUCCGGCCACUCCGGGCUCACACUUCUCUUUUUUUCCUCUAUUUUUUUUCUCUGAAGUUAUUGAUGAACAGGGGAGCAGAUACAUUUGGGUUAUUUUUGUAUGAUAGUUUUUCUUCUUUCUUCUUCUAUGUGAUAUAUUAUAUGAUGAUGCUUUUAGAGAAAUAUGGGAGGUGUUGCAUUCAUUCUUGUUCUAUACAUAAAUAUUAAUCUUUCAUGUAGCAUUGAAGUUGAUAGCUU
Messenger RNA from Tripterygium wilfordii, 1997 nucleotides. Its product is annotated as galactan beta-1,4-galactosyltransferase GALS3-like. The record is from RefSeq and is a predicted model, not a curated record. The coding region runs from base 222 to 1760 and encodes 512 amino acids. The transcript has 2 exons. NCBI's taxonomy places the organism in Eukaryota, Viridiplantae, Streptophyta, Magnoliopsida, Celastrales, Celastraceae.